AUGAAACUUUCAAUAAUUAUUCUGGCCUGCUUAGCCCUUGUGGCUGCAGAGCCUCUUUUGAAGCGUGAUGGAGUUAAAGCAGACAAAGAUUUUUUGGUUAAACAAAAAUUCUUUUUGGAAAUUCUACAUGAUAUCCAUGAACCACUCCAAUUUCCAGAAUACUUGAAAGUAUCAGAAAAAUUUGUUGAAGAUAAAUCGUCUUACUUGGAUUGGGAACAUGUUAAGGAUUUCUUUAUUUACUGGGAUCACCAAAACUUCUUACCAAGAGGUCAUAUUUUCUCAAUUUACAAUGAAGAACAUCUUGAACAAGUUAUGUAUCUAUUCAACUUCUUCUACUAUGCUAAAGAUUGGACCACUUUCUACAAGAAUGUUUGUUGGGCUCGUGUACAUAUGAACGAAGGAAUGUUCGUUUAUGCCUUAACAAUGACUGUUUUACAUCAUAAAGAUUAUACUGGAAUCGUUCUUCCAGCUCCUUAUGAAAUUGUUCCAUAUAUGUUCUUUGACUCAAGGGUUAUCAAUGACGCAUAUGAGUUCAAGAUGAAUUAUCUUCAAGAUAAAACUGAAGGAUAUGAUAUGUGGUACGUUUGGGCCAACUAUACUCAAGACUAUUAUUAUUCACAUGAAGAGUCAUCUUUGUCCUACUUCAGAGAAGAUCUUGGAUGGAAUUCAUACUAUUAUUAUUAUCAUAUGGAUUAUCCAUUCUGGAUGGACGGUGAAGAGUUUGGUUUGUCAAAGGACCAUCGAGGUGAACUUUUCUUACAUAUGCAUCAACAAAUCUUAGCUCGUUACUAUAUGGAACGUUUAUCACAAAGAUUAGAUGAAAUCCCAGAAUUUUCUUAUGGUAAACCAAUAGAAUACGGCUACAACCCACAUAUGAUGUACUACAAUGGUCAAGGAUUUACAGUACGUAAAAAUUAUUAUGAGGUAUACAAUACUGAGGAAUUCCAUGAUAUUCAAUUAGUUUUGGAUUAUGAGCGUCGUUUCCGUGAUAUUGUUGAUCGCGGUUUCUAUGUAACAUUUGAAGGCAAGAAAAUUGAUUUAAGAACUCCAGAAGGUGUAGAAUAUCUUGGUAGUUUGAUGGAGCAUAACGAAGACAGUGUUGAUAAACGUUUCUUUGGAUACUGGAGAUUGUUAUCUCACUCACUUUUAGGAGGUUCUUAUGGAAUUUAUUUCAACAACGACAAAUGGGUUAUCCCAAGUGUUAUGGAACAUUUUGAAACUGCUAUGCGUGAUCCCGUUUUCUACAUGCUUUACAAACGUUUAAUCAAUAUUUACAUCAAAUAUCAACAUUUCUUACCACAUUACCAAUACAGCGAACUCUUGUUUAAUGGAGUUGAAAUCACAGAUGUUCAAGUUGACAAAAUUGAAACUUUCUUCGACUAUUUUGAUGCUGAUUUAACAACUUUAAUGGGAUACAAUUGGAUGUUUAAUGAACCUAAUGUUUUAUUCAAAGCUCGUCAGUGGCGUCUUAAUUAUAAACCAUUCAAUAUGAACAUUGAAAUCAAAUCAGAUAAAGCACAAAAAGUAAUUAUGAAAGUUUUCUUAGGACCAAAAUAUGACCAAUAUGGAAAACUUUAUACUCUUGAAGAAAACCGUGAAAACUUCUACCAAAUUGAUCAAUUUGUAUAUGAUCUCCCAGCUGGAAAAUCAGUUAUUAAACAUUCAUCAGAAGAUUUUUACUGGAACGUAAAAGAUCGCACAACUUGGACUGAAUUAUAUAAACGUGUUAUGUUAGCUAUUGACGGUAAAAUGGACUUUACUUUGGAUAUGACUGAAGCUCACUGUGGAUUCCCAGAACGCUUAUUAAUUCCAAGAGGUUGGGUUAAGGGUAUGCCAGUUCAAAUGUUCUUCAUGGUUCUUCCAUACCAAGAUGUCAAACAUUAUGAAGGUUACAAUGAAAAGAUCUCAUGUGGAGUUGGAUCAGGCUAUAGAUAUAUGGACAAUUAUCCAUUUGCUUAUCCAUUUGACCGUGAAAUCGUUGAUUUUGAAACUUUCUAUGUGCCAAAUAUGCAUUUCGAAGAUGUUAAUAUCUAUCAUUUGGAACAAUAUGGUGAAUAUUACACUACUUAUUAGAAAGUCUAGCGAAGAAA
Condylostylus longicornis is the source of this 2090-nucleotide messenger RNA. RefSeq names its product larval serum protein 1 beta chain-like. NCBI's taxonomy places the organism in Eukaryota, Metazoa, Arthropoda, Insecta, Diptera, Dolichopodidae. The record is from RefSeq and is a predicted model, not a curated record. The transcript has 3 exons. The coding region runs from base 1 to 2073 and encodes 690 amino acids.